Hylaeus volcanicus is the source of this 2769-nucleotide messenger RNA. Its product is annotated as WD repeat-containing protein 36. NCBI's taxonomy places the organism in Eukaryota, Metazoa, Arthropoda, Insecta, Hymenoptera, Colletidae. Gene Ontology annotation, biological process: rRNA processing. The record is from RefSeq and is a predicted model, not a curated record. The coding region runs from base 100 to 2769 and encodes 889 amino acids. Gene Ontology annotation, cellular component: small-subunit processome; Pwp2p-containing subcomplex of 90S preribosome. The transcript is spliced from 3 exons. Gene Ontology annotation, molecular function: protein binding.
UGGACGCACCCAUAGCUGGUGUCUUCGAAGCAUGAUUGUGUAUUUUAACCUAACUUUUCAUGUGUAAACAUUAUUUUUUACGUGUAGUAAGACGAGACAAUGGUGCACAGUAAAAUAUUUGUAAAGAAUCGCGCAUUAGGAUAUGUCAGUAAUCACAUUCCCCUCGUGACAAGAUAUAUUGAGAGGCGGAAAGAGAAUCUUAUAGUAACAUGCGUUGGAAAUGCGUUUCACACGUACGGCUGUUCGCAUUUUACACUUCUCAGUGUGUCAGGAACCCAUCCAGGUGAAAUUACGUGUUUGUCAGGGGAUUCCUAUCAUAUUUAUACAGCAUGUGAAAAUGUCAUCUAUGCUUGGCGAAGGGGAACAGAGAUAAAGCACGCUUACAGAGGUCACGAGCACACUGUGCAUGCCCUAUUGCCUUUUGGGCCACAUUUAAUAUCUGUAGAUGAAGGUAACAAUGUUAAAGUGUGGGAUAUCAAAUCAGAAGAGCUAAGUUUGGAACUUAACUUCAGUGACAAUCUUUUCAAAAUAACAACAUUGAUACAUCCCAACACUUAUAUGAACAAAGUAUUAUUUGGAAGUGAACAAGGCCAAUUACAGUUAUGGAAUCUCAAAGUUGUUAAAUCAAUUUAUACAUUCAAUGGUUGGAGGACACCUAUAACUGCACUUGAACAAGCUCCUGCAAUAGAUGUUGUAGCUGUUGGUUUGAGUGAUGGAAGGAUUAUAUUGCACAAUCUAAAAUAUGAUGAAAGUCUUUUUGAAUUGGUACAAGACUGGGGCUCUGUGAUAUCUAUUAGUUUCCGUACGGAUGAGUAUCCAAUUAUGGCCACAGGAAGUUUGGAUGGUCAUGUUGUAUUUUGGAACUUAGAACAGCAGAAAGUAGAGAGUCAACUUUACAAAGCACAUUUUGGUGCAGUGACUGGUUUAAAAUAUUUGCCAAAUGAGCCACUGUUGGUGUCAUCAUCACCUGAUAAUUCUUUGAAACUAUGGAUAUUUGAUUUAGCUGAUGGUGCUGGCAGACUUCUAAGAAUCAGAGAGGCUCAUGCAGAACCACCUACUGCAAUUCGUUUUUAUGGAAAUGAUGGCACAAGUAUAUUGACAGCUGGAAGUGAUUCUUCAUUGAGAAUAUUCUCCACAGUUACAGAAAUAUUAAAUAAAAGUUUGGGCAGAGCCUCAUUUAACAGAAAAGCUUCAAAAAAGAAAGGAAGGACUGCAGAUGACCCUUUGAUAAUGCCACCAAUAACUGAAUUUGCUGCAGAAAUUACAAGAGAAAAAGAAUGGGAUAAUAUUGUGGCAACACAUUCUGGCUUGGGUACAGUUACCACUUGGUCUUAUAAUCAAGCAAAAAUGGGAGAACACAAAUUAUUCCCAGAAAAAUUUAAAGGCAAUCACAAUGUUGUAGCAAGCAGUGUAUGCUUAACAAAGUGUGGGAAUUUUGUUGUUAUUGGUUAUAAUACAGGCCAUGUAGAAAGAUUUAAUAUACAAUCAGGACUUCACAGAGCUACUUAUGGUGAUGAUAAAGGUGCUCAUAAGGGUCCUGUAAGAGGUGUAAUGGUGGAUCCUUUGAAUCAAACUGUUGUUACAGCUGGAAGGGAUGCUUUCAUAAAGUUUUGGGAUUUUAAGCCAAAAAAAGGAAACACAGAGCCAAGAGCAAAACUAGCAAUGGAUGAACCAGUUGAGUGGCUGAGGUAUCACAAUGAAAACUCUCUGAUAGCUGUAGCAUUAGAAGAUUUUAGUAUUGUAUUAAUUGAUCUCGAUACAAGACGAAUUGUACGACGUUUUGAGGGACAUCAAUCGCGAGUAACAGAUGCGUGUUUUAAUCCAGACUCAAGGUGGUUAAUAACAGCAUCUAUGGAUUGUACAAUAUGUACAUGGGAUAUUCCAUCUUCAAAUCUAAUAGAUAUUUUUCAGGUUCCAGAAGCAUGUACAUCUUUACAUUUUUCUCCGACGGGAGAAUUCCUUGCCACGACGCAUGUAUGUAAUGUUGGGAUAUAUCUAUGGUCAAAUCGAACUCUUUAUUCUCAUAUUUCGCUGAAAGCCGUAAACAGAGAUGAUCCGGUUCCAAUGAUCGGUCUUCCGAACACUGUAGUAGAGGUUAUCGAUCUCGAUAUGGACGAUCUUAAGAUUGAAUCAGAGCCUGACUACGUUUCCCCACAACAACUUCACGAUGACCUUAUUACAAUGUCCGGGUUAGCUCAUUCAAGAUGGCAGAACUUACUCAACAUAGAUAUCGUUAGAAGAAGAAACAAACCAAAAGAACCACCCAAAGCACCAGAAAGUGCCCCCUUCUUUUUGCCAACGAUUCCAUCGUUAGAACUCAAAUUUGAUUUCUCAGACGUCCAAAAUAAAGACACAAACAAAAAAUUGAUGACUCAUCCGAACCUACAGAAUCUUACGAUUUUCAGUAAAUCCCUACUAUCUGUCGAGAACGACAAAUUUGAAGAUAUUUUUGAAAAAUUGAAAUAUAUGAGCCCGAGUUCGAUCGAUUUCGAAGUUCAAUCGCUAUCGAUCGAUGAAAACACGGCGAGUACCUUGUUGCUUCGUUUUAUGAAAAUGAUACAUUAUAUGAUCAAACAGAAAACUGAUUUUGAAUUGGCACAAGCUUACUUAGCCGUGUUCUUAAAGUGGCACGGAACAGCGAUAACAGAAACCGAAUCGUUAAGAAAUUAUUUAAGUACGAUACAAGAAGCGCAAUCGAAAAACUGGUUUUUAUUAAGAGAUAAAUUGUUUUAUAAUCUUAGCGUUGUACAAGCUUUGAAAAAAAUGUAA